AGUCUCUCUCCGUAUUUUCAAAGAAAACUUCUUUUUUUCAAACCAUCACACUCAAAAAGAAAUUAAAAAAUUUGUACUUAAUUCAUCUCCUAUACCACCAAGCUUAUCACUUGCCCUAUAUGAUAUAACAUCAAAUUAAACACAAGAAAAAAAGUUUCUCAUCAAUAUUCAUCAUGUCUUCCUUUCAAUUCUCUCUCACCAAUCCCAAACACAAAAGAAACCAUACUUGUCUAGAAGUUUUUCCAUUAUGGAACACAUUCAAAUCCAACAACCUCUCUUUCCCAAACAAAAGACUUUCACCUAACCUAUCCUUGAAAACAUCUUCAUGUCUUUCAAAUUUAGAGGACAAGAAUACUAUUGAACUCCAACAAUAUGAUGAAGAAGAGAAAAAACCCCUUCAUGAGAUGUGGAGAGAAAUUCAAGGAUGUAACAAUUGGAAAGGUUUACUAGAUCCUAUGGAUUCUCAUCUUAGAAAAGAAAUCAUUCGUUAUGGUGAAUUUGCUCAAUCUUGUUAUGACUCAUUUGACUAUGAUCCUCAUUCAAAAUAUUGUGGUACUUGCAAGUAUCAACCAUCACAAUUUUUUGACAAGAUCAACAUGGUGAAAAAAGGGUAUGAAAUGAAAAGAUACUUAUAUGCAACCUCAAAUAUCAACUUACCAAAUUUCUUCCAAAAAUCAAAAAUGAGGAACGUUUGGAGCCAACACGCGAACUGGAUGGGGUAUGUAGCCGUAGCCACAGAUCCUGAAGAAAUAAAACGUUUAGGUAGACGUGACAUAGUGGUUGCAUGGCGUGGCACGGUGACAUACCUAGAAUGGAUCCAUGACCUACAAGACAUUCUACAUCCUGCUCAUUUUCGCGAUGAUCCUAACAUCAAGAUUGAGACAGGGUUCUUCGAUAUGUAUACUAAAAAAGAAAAUAAUUGUCACUAUGCUUCAUUUUCAGCUCGUGAACAAAUGUUAGCGGAGAUUAAUAGAUUAAUCGAAAAAUACCAAGGUGAAGAGCUAAGUAUUACCAUAACAGGACAUAGCCUUGGUGCAGCAUUGGCUUUGUUAAGUGCUUAUGACAUAGCUGAGAUGAAAUUAAAUAUUUUACAUAAUGGUAAGUCUAUUACUAAAAUUAUUCCUGUUACUGUUUUUUCAUUUGCUGGACCUAGGGUUGGAAAUCUUAAAUUUAAAGAAAGAUGUGAAGAGCUUGGAAUUAAAGUUUUAAGAGUUGUAAAUGUGCAUGACAAAGUGCCAAAAGUGCCUGGAAUUAUUACAAAUGAGAAAUUUCAAUUCCAAAAGCAAUUGGAAGAGAAAUUUUCAUUUGCUUGGAGUUAUGCUCAUGUAGGGGCGGAGUUAGCUUUAGAUCAUCAUCGUUCUCCUUUUCUAAAGCCCAAUAGUGAUUUGGGCUCUGCUCAUAACCUUGAGGCCCAUUUACAUCUUGUUGAUGGGUACCAUGGGAAGGUACGCGCCUUUCGCUCUGCCACGAGUAGGGAUGUUGCCCUAGUCAAUAAGGAUUCGAGUUUCUUGAAGGAGGAGUAUGGUGUGCCACCAUUUUGGUGGCAAGACGAGAACAAAGGCAUGGUGAGAACGAGCGAUGGCCAAUGGGUGUUGCCGGAGAGGCCCAUAAUUGAGGCCCAUCCACCCGAUACGGCCCAUCAUUUUCAACAAGUCCUUAAACUUGCGAGAGCUAGGUUAAAUUUACCAUAAUUAUUAUUAAUCGUUGUGUUUUUACCUUUCAAUAAAGUCAUAAGUAGCCUUGCUAGCUAUUAAGAGAGGUUGUGUGCUUUGUUCUUCUUUUCAUUUAUUGAAAAUUGGGGGAAGGAAAAUAGGGAGGAGAUUUAUAUGGAAAAUCGAACUCUUACCAAUACAGUAAGAGUUCAGAUAGUCAAUCAAUUAUGAGCUACUAAAAUUUCCGGAAUAUGGAUUUGUGUAUGUCAAUUGGUGCUUUGAAGACUAUUGUGAUGCUCAAUUAUUAAUAAAGUGACUAAGAAUUGUCAUUUCAAAAUUA
Molecule: messenger RNA, 1992 nt
Organism: Solanum pennellii
Lineage: Eukaryota; Viridiplantae; Streptophyta; Magnoliopsida; Solanales; Solanaceae
Product: phospholipase A1-Igamma3, chloroplastic
Exons: 1
Coding region: 174-1691 (505 amino acids)
Biological process (GO): lipid metabolic process
Molecular function (GO): glycerophospholipase activity
Source: RefSeq, a predicted model, not a curated record